Molecule: messenger RNA, 618 nt
Organism: Trichomonas vaginalis G3
Lineage: Eukaryota; Parabasalia; Trichomonadida; Trichomonadidae
Exons: 1
Source: RefSeq, a predicted model, not a curated record
AUGGUUGACUUCAAUACUAUCGCUUCAUUCGUUAUAACAGAUGAAACAGAUUUCAUGGAGAUUGAAAUAGAUGGAAAGAAGCACGAAAUAAGAUUUCACAAUAAUGUAGAAUAUAAGAUGGAAACAUUAGCUGGAGUGUUAAAUGCUCUCAUAAAUACUACAAUAAACAAGGAUAACGAAGAAAACUUAAUGAAUGUUAAACUUAUUGCAGGAGUUUUGAAGUUCAGUUAUGUGAAGGAGUUUAAGAUACCAAGAAUGAGUCAUAGAGUACAACUUCUUUUGGGUGCAUACCAUAUGACAUUUCCUUUGAAAAGUGUUGACAAAACAAUUGAGAUGAAAUCUGUUCCAUACGUAUGUUAUGGUAAUUGUUUAUACAUUGAGUUUAAAAUAGCUAAUGUCACAGGCAUUUCAGGAGUUAAUAGUAAAGGUUCAGUAGAAUAUAAAUCCUUCUGUUAUGCAGUCAAUUCAAUGUUCAUUCCAAACGUUCCUGUCAUAGCAACUCAUUUAGGUAAAUGGGUUCGCAUUAGUCCUCAUAAUUUGAAAGACAUGCAAUUCAGACUUGUUGACUUUCAAGGAGAGCCUGUAGAACUGAAGGCACCAAUGCGAAUGACUGUUGAA